AACCCAGUCUCAGCAUCCGCUGCUUCCAGGAGGAGGACCACCGCCAGACAGCCGGAGCGCGAGCCGUUUUGAUCCCGCCAACAUGGUGAAAACGUCGGACAUCGUGUGCCUUCUCGUCCCGCUGGUGAUGCUUGCCAGGUCCAGCCUGCAGGCGCCGGAAGAGAAAAGCGGCAAGGAGGCGCAAAAAGCGGGGAAUUUCAUGGAAGACGAGCAGUGGCUGUCCACCAUUUCACAGUACAGCCGCAAGAUCAAGCACUGGAAUCGCUUCAGAGAUGAGGUCGAGGAUGAUUAUGUUCGGACCUGGGAUGAAAAUCAAAGCUCCAAUGACAAUGUAGACACCACCAAGGACCCUUGUCAAAAGGUUAAGUGCAGCCGACACAAGGUGUGUAUUGCCCAGGGCUACCAGAGAGCUGUGUGUGUCAAUCGUAAGAAGCUUGAACACAGACUGAAGCAGCCUGCCCUCCGCUCUCCUGAUGGAAACUGUCAGCCCUGUCCCAUCUCCUCCACCGGGCCUGUGUGCGGAUCAGACGGUCACAACUAUGCUUCAAAGUGCAAGCUGGAGCAGCAGGCGUGCCUUACAGGGAAGGACCUCACCCUGAAGUGUUCAGGUCUGUGUCCUUGUCCAACGGCUGCUCCUACGUCCAAGGAAGGCAAACAUGAGGGCUGCACUGGACAGGAUCUGUCUGAUCUCGGCGAGCGUCUGAGGGAUUGGUUCCAGCUUCUGCAGAGCAAUGCUAAGCAGAAUAACAGUAAGGCUGGGGCCAGAUCCAGCACCACAUCAGUGCUGGACAGGAGCCUGGUGGCCAGCUGUAAGGACUCCAUAGGCUGGAUGUUCUCCAAGCUGGACACGAAUAAUGACCUGUAUUUGGAUCAGGCCGAGCUGGCUGCCAUCAACCUGGACAAGUAUGAGAUCUGCAUUCGGCCCUUUUUCAACUCCUGCGACUCGUACAGGGAUGGCAAGGUCUCCACAGCGGAAUGGUGCCUCUGCUUCUGGCGAGAAAAACCACCGUGCCUGGCUGAACUGGAGAGGAUCCAGGUCUUGGAUGGUGGAAAGAGAAAGUUUGGUCGAUUCAUCCCUAGCUGCAAUGAAGAUGGCUUCUACAGGAGGCAGCAGUGCGACAGGGGCGAGUGCUGGUGUGUCGAUCAGAAUGGAGGAGAAAUAGCUGGAUCGAGGAUUCGGGGAAAGCCAAAUUGUGAUUAUGAAAUGGCAUAUUCAGGAGAUUUCGGAAGCGGAGUCGGAUGGGAGGAUGAGGAGGAGAAAGAGGCAGAGGAGACUGCAGAGGAGGCUGAAGAGGAGGAGGGAGAAGUGGGAGAGGUGGAUGAUGGGGGAUAUAUUUGGUAAAUGCCCAACGUGAAAGCCAACCUCUCUACAGGAGCACUUCGAUGGUCCUGAAAACACACACACACUAACAAACACACACAGAUCCUGCAGACAGAUGGACACGAUGAACAGCUCACACUCAGAACAACACUUGCUUAGGGAAAACGUGAGGGAGAGGGUUUAAUAAGCUGGGAGGUUGAAGAUGGGAGCAUUUAAUGUUACAGGAUGUUCUUAAAACGAUCAAGGGAAGCGGAGAUUUAUUGCUAUUAACCCUUCAUGGGUCUGGAGUUGAGAUUUUUGUCCUUCGUACGUGUGACUCCUCGUUCUUCUUUGUUGUAUGUCUUUUGAACUAUCUUUGAGCAGUUUUUAGCUGAUGCAAAAUGGAGGCUUUAAGAAGCUGCAGGUACUCGUCAUGUACUUGCAUUGAAAAAACUGAGCUAGUCUGGGUGCAUUUCGGUGCUCCAACAUGCUUUUCUCUAUGGUUGGAAAGUAUGUUGGACAGGAAGCCCAGUCAGAAAACAAAAAGAACACCCUUUGACUUUAUGAUUUUCAUGUCAUGCGCUUUGGCUCAUAUGUGACAUUAGUGCUGUCUCCCUAAUGACUUAUUAAGAACAAGUUUCUCACAGAUCACUCUUAAGCUUGUAAUAUAAUGUGUGUAUCUGAAGUCAGAAUGUCCUCUUCUAGUCAAUGCCUUGAAAGAACAGCAGAAUGAAACUGCUUAGCUGACAAGUGUGCAUCAUGUCAUUAUGUGGAUCAAUUACUGUGUUUAAUAAAAAAAUGAAAUUAAAUAAAGGUAUCUCUGUGGCUCAGCUGGCCACCAUUCA
Molecule: messenger RNA, 2145 nt
Organism: Oryzias latipes (Japanese medaka)
Lineage: Eukaryota; Metazoa; Chordata; Actinopteri; Beloniformes; Adrianichthyidae
Source: RefSeq, a predicted model, not a curated record